AUGUUUAUUGUUUUUGCAGCAGCAUUUUAAUUGUCAACUAGAAUCACUUAAGAUUUUAAGAUGCCAAUAUUAAAUUCAGAUCAAAUUAAUCCAUGGUUUUUAGAAGGUGAAAAUUUUAAUGAAGCUUUUGUUGAUUGGGAAGGAAAUCGAGUACGAUAAUUUCAUACAUUUAAUGAUAGUAAGAAUUAUAAUUUAGUUAAAAUAGAUCCAUACCCUAUAAAUAUCACUUUUAGAGUUUCCACCUAAACUGAAUUCUAUCCAUUUAUUUAGGAAAGUCUACAAUAACGAUAUCCAGAAGUAGAUGAAAUUACUUAUACUUUAUUACCAAAAUAAUCUUAUUAAUUAGCAAUUGAAUAUAAUUGUACAUAAUUUAAUGAGGAAAUCUAAUAAAUAGAUUUAAUUUUAAUGGAAUAAUCAUUUAAGAAUAAUCCUGAAAAUUUAGAUGAAUUAAACUAAAUAACUAUUCGAUACUUUAAAUAUUGUUAAAAUCCUCAUACAGUCAUUAUUGAUUUACAAAAUAUUGUAGCUUUAAUAUUUAUUUACUUUGCAACAUCUUGUAGUUCAUUAUUAUGCAUAAGAAAAAUAACUACUUAGUUUGAAUUUACUCCUAUUAAAUAAAUAAUUACACUUAUUUUGAUUCCUGCUAUUGGAUCAUUUCUAUUUUAUCCAAAAUUAAUUUCAUUUAUUCUAGCUUCAAUUGUAUUAUAUGAUUUUAUCUAAUAUUACACAAAAUCAUCAAUCCUUAGUUUAUUAUUAUCUCCAUUAAUUUUAUAUGCUUAAUACUGUAUAUCUCUAUUUAUUCACAUGGAAUCAUCUAAUUUAUACUCUUUGUUUUAAUAAUUAAUCCCUUAUAUUAUAACAAUUAUUUUACUAAUUUAAGUCAAUCGAGUAAACUAUAAAAUUAAUUUAGCGUAUAAUAAUCGCCAAUAAAUUCUAGCUAUUUUUAUUUUUUUGCAUAAUUUGGUUAACAGAAAUUUAUUCAUUAGUACAUCGAACACAAGUUGAUAAACAUUUAUUAAUUCAAAAUCCUUAUGAAUAACAAAUAUUUAUUAAAACUAAAUUUUCAUUUUUAAGUUAAACAAAUGGUGUAAUAUGGCAAUAAAAGUAAUAUUUUAAUAUAAAUUAGAAAUAUUGAUAUACAUUUAUAUUAAUUAAUUGGAUUAUCUUUAAUAUAAUCAUUUAUUUUUAGACAUGGAUUAUUCAAUAAAGAACAUAUUAUAAAUAUUAUUGUUGUUGGGAUAACUUAAUUUACUGGAUUAAUAAUAUUUGAUUUACUUUAUAGAUAUAAACAUAAUCCACCAUUCUUAACUUUAAUUACUGGAUUUAUUUUGUUAGGAAUGAUAAUAAAUUAUUUAAGAACAGGAUCAGGUUUAAGAAAUCCUUAUCUUGAAUUUGAAACAAUUGAAGAGAAAAUUAAGAUAUGA
This is a messenger RNA of Paramecium sonneborni, 1424 nucleotides long. NCBI's taxonomy places the organism in Eukaryota, Ciliophora, Oligohymenophorea, Peniculida, Parameciidae. The record is from the annotation of a GenBank genome assembly.